CCGGCCACCGCGCCUCUUCACUGCAAGUUGCGCCCGUAGACCGCGCGGAGCUGCUGGACCAAGCCCUUCAGGCUGACGCUCCGCUCCGCUCCGCCCGGGAGCAGCGAGCCGCUGGACACCCAGAGAGCUGUCAGAGACACCAUGCAGUACAUGAGGAGUCCACCGGUGACCACAGAGGAUCUACUUUCUCAUGGAACAUAGGAUUCCUGCCUUGUGCAUCAGCCUGCUUCAUCCAGGCUGAUGUGUCAUCACAGGCCUGCAUCUCAACACUCAGCCGUUCCAGCACAUUCAGCUCGUUCCCUCUGACACCCCGUCAGUUUCUCCACACAAGCAGGCAGACAGGCAGAGGACAUUAUGGACCGAUGGUUAGAGUCAAAACACAUGUGAACCCGAUGAGUCAUAGAUGAGUGAAACGGUAGGUGAUUCAACCAGUGUCUGGGACAGAGACGGCUCGCAGACUAUGGAGCUGAUUGGACCGAGCAAGAGAGUGUUUCUUGACUUCUGACUUGGGAAAAUUUAUUUUGCUGAUGACACAACCCGAUACCCUCCAUGCCAGUGGAGAGGCAAUGACCUAAUUCCGAUAAAAUGACCUCACGCUGAUAAAGUAGUCUGCCGCCACACUGGCUGCUCGACGAUAAAUCGCCAAUGUAGUCUUAUCUUUGUGGCCCGGAGGUUGUGAGGCUGCGUGACAUUUCUACGUGUGUGUACAUGUUGUGUGUCCAAUCACAUGUGUGGGGGGUUUAACUCAGAGGGCUGAGUGUUGAUGUGCAUGGUGAUGUUGCGCCGCGGUCUCCUAGCCUGGGUCUCCCGUGCAGGGGGGUUGCUUGUGCUCGUCUGCUGCUCUUUAUCCCUCCUCUAUGUAAUGACCUGCAGCCCCCCACACUCUGAUGACCCCCCUCUGAGUCAUGCUCUGCCCCGCGCUGUACCCAACCACCCUAGCCUGGGGGGCACGGGGCCGGGGGCUGGCGCAGGUGGGACGGGAGGAGCUGGAGCCGGUCCCGCCCAGAGUGGCGGGCCGCCUGGAGCUCAGUCUUACCAGAUGCUCCUCCAAGAGCGCGAGGAGCAACACCGCCUCCACAUUUCCUCCUUGAAAAGGCAAAUUGCUCAGUUGAAGGAGGCCCUGCAGGAGCGCAGCCAGCAGCUGAAAGGAGUGCAGGAGAGCCUCAAGAGGGCAGCUGGAGCCGCAGGCCCGGGAGAGGCCCAGGAAGCCGGGGCUGGGUCUCGAGGAGGCGGCCUGGGAGAGGCCCAGGGAGCCAAGAGCCAGCAGGCCGACCUUCAGGAGUUUCUGAAGAGCCAGCUGUCGAAGGCCGAGGUGAGCGCCGGCGCCAGGCUGCCCAGUGAAUACGCCGUGAUGCCCUUUGAGAGCUUCACCCUGCAGAGGGUGUACCAGCUAGAGAUGGGGCUGACACGUCACCCUGAGGAGAAGCCUGUGAGGAAGGACAGGAGGGAGGAGCUGGGGGAGGCACUGGAGACGGCGCUUCAGAGCCUCAACACGCCCCCGUCCCAACAAGGCAGCAGGGGCACCGCCGAGAAGGCCCAGACCAGCAAAGUCUACACGCCGUCUGACUUCAUAGAAGGCAUUGCCCGGACAGAGAAGGACAAGGGGACGCUGUACGAGCUCACCUUCAGAGGCGAGUCGGCUCAUGAAUUCCGGCGCCUGGUCCUCUUCCGCCCGUUCGGCCCGCUGAUGAAGGUGAAAAACGAGAGGGUGGACACGGCCGGCGUCCCCAUCAACAUCAUCGUCCCGCUGUCCAGACGCACGGACAAGUUCAAGCAGUUCAUGCACAACUUCAGGGAAGUGUGUGUGCGUCAGGACGGCCGGGUCCAUCUGACAGUGGUGUAUUUUGGGAAGGAGCAGAUGAGCGAAGUCCGCAGCACUCUGGAGAACACGUCCAGGGAGGCCAACUUUAAGAACUACACCCUGCUGCAGUUGGAUGAGGAGUUUUCUCGGGGCCGCGGCCUCGACGUCGGGGCCAGAGCGUGGAAGGGCGGCAACGUGCUGCUUUUCUUCUGCGAUGUGGACAUCUACUUCACCGCCGACUUCCUCAACACUUGCCGACUCAACACACAACCUGGUAAAAAGGUGUUCUACCCGGUGUUGUUCAGUCAGUACAACCCCACCCUGAUCUAUGGAAGCGCCGACCACAUCCCACCUGUGGAGCAGCAGCUGGUGAUUAAGAAGGACACGGGGUUCUGGAGGGAUUUUGGUUUCGGCAUGACCUGUCAAUACAGGUCUGAUUUCAUCAACAUAGGAGGUUUUGACGUUGACAUCAAAGGCUGGGGUGGAGAGGACGUCCAUCUGUACAGAAAGUAUCUCCAUAGCAACCUCCUGGUGGUCCGCGCACCGUCGAGAGGCUUGUUCCACCUGUGGCACGAGAAGCACUGUGCGGAUGAGCUGCCGCCAGAUCAGUACCGCAUGUGCAUGCAGUCCAAAGCCAUGAACGAGGCUUCGCACGGCCAGCUGGGCAUGCUGUUCUUCAGACAUGAGAUCGAAGCUCACCUCCGCAAGCAGAAAGAGCAGCAAAACUCCAACCCCAAGAAGACCUGAGGACUUCCUGUCAGCCAACUACAAGACAUAAAGUUGUGCUGGAUUUACAAAAUCUUUUACUCCAGAAUGUGAAGACUUGUUCUUUUUAAGGGCUAAAAACCUGGCUGGUGUGGUGUUGCUCUCAAAGGGACAACAAAAAAGUUUUACUUAGGAGACUUUUCAGGGCAUUCACCUACACAGCAACUAAAUCCGCUGCAAAGUGUGGAUUUCUCCUGGACAAAUAAGCAAAGGAUCUUCUGUGUCCGAUGCUCCCGUCUGUAUAUUCCUCUGUACCUAUAGCCUGGCCUUUCACGAGAAACCAUGGGGCCUAAAAAGUCAGUUGCUCACUAAACCAUGUGCCUUGUAUGACUAAUACCUACAACAAGAUCUCUUCAGGAUGGCCAGUGCAAAAUGAACUUAUUCACAUUUUAAUCUGUGUAGACCAGUAGAGCCCCCUAGUGGACAGAAAGUGAACAGUAUUUUGACAAUAAAAACAUAUAAAUAAAAAAUGAAGGACUUGUUUAAAGCUUGGAUGGCCUUGUAAAACAUUUUUUUUUAAAUAAAUUAUUGCCCAUUAAUCUUAAUUUGUUGUAUUUAUGUUUGUUAUUCUUUUGCAAAUUUUACGAUAUGAAUUAUUGGGUUGUGCUAUGUGAUAUCUUGCCUGGGCAGUAUUAUUCUGUUGGCCAUUCCCCUGUAUAAUGAAGUGAGAAUAUUAUGGAGUAAAAAAAAAAAAGAAAGAAAAGAAAAAAAAAACAUGCUAUAUGAAUUUGAAUGAACUAUGAAUUAUCAGCAGGUAUUUCUCAGCAUAUACUAUGAUGACUUUGCUGUUCUCAAAAGCCUUCUGUUUGAAGAAGAAUGAGUUGGAUGUAUGCCAGUAAUAUGUGACGAUUAAUAAUUAGGACGUGAAUGUGGUUAAUUAAAAAGACAAAGUCCGCAUACCAGUUUGUGGACACAAAUGAUAGAGUGAAUAAAGGAACUUUUUUUUGACGGGCGGUAAUGCCAUUUGCUGAGCUGACAGAUUGACGAUGACUUGACAAGUCUGAAUGAGCCUAUUCAAUCUAAUAUUUCUUAUUCUGUCAGUCUCAUGCCACUCCUGUGCACACAGCCAUAAAUACACAGAGAGAGAGAGAGAGAGAGAGAGAGCUGAAAAAGUGAAUAUUGUGGUGUGAUCCAAAGUGCAAUAUAUGAAAAAAUAAAAUGUGACAUUGUGCAUAGUGCAUUGCUGAUAGGUCGCAAAGACUGGAUCUAGCUCCCUGGCAGCAAAUAUUUAAACAUGUAAAGCCAUUUUUUUUUUAUCAACUGCCAGUUGAUUACAAUAACUUACAGUCAUAUUGUUUCAUGUAAUCAUCAUGUUUUUCUGUCUUAAAAUCUGUUUCCUGUACUUCAGUCUUUAGAAGGAAUCAAAAUGAGCUGUAUUUUUGGUGGAUUGCCAAAUCUACAAAAAAGGCACUUUUUGAGUCAUGUUUUUCUUGUUAGCCAUUGAAACCUUUCUUGAAAUGUCUUUAGGUUUGAGACUUUUUUCACUUCACUUGAAUGACUUAAAUAAAUCAUUUAUUUGUACA
Molecule: messenger RNA, 4089 nt
Organism: Myripristis murdjan (pinecone soldierfish)
Lineage: Eukaryota; Metazoa; Chordata; Actinopteri; Holocentriformes; Holocentridae
Gene: csgalnact1a
Product: chondroitin sulfate N-acetylgalactosaminyltransferase 1a
Exons: 8
Coding region: 764-2548 (594 amino acids)
Cellular component (GO): Golgi cisterna membrane
Molecular function (GO): glucuronosyl-N-acetylgalactosaminyl-proteoglycan 4-beta-N-acetylgalactosaminyltransferase activity
Source: RefSeq, a predicted model, not a curated record